Molecule: messenger RNA, 712 nt
Organism: Apis florea (little honeybee)
Lineage: Eukaryota; Metazoa; Arthropoda; Insecta; Hymenoptera; Apidae
Cellular component (GO): extracellular region
Molecular function (GO): chitin binding
Source: RefSeq, a predicted model, not a curated record
UAUUAACCAAAAUUUUUAGUGGUUCUAGCAAUACUAGCAGUAUUUGCUGCAAUUUUUGUGGCUUUCGUUUCCGCCGAAAUACCAACUAAAUGCCCAGAAGUAAAUGGAGAAGAUGUCGUUCUACUUCCGAAUCUAGAUGAUUGCUCAACCUACUAUGAAUGCAACGGAGGAGAGCCAGUUUUAAUGGAAUGUAGUAUAGGACUUGAGUACAAUCCUGAUUUAAGAGUAUGCGAUUAUCCAAAUCUCAAUGCAGUUUGCAAACAUCGUCCGGGAGUCAGUCCAGCACCAAGCAAUCCUGAUUCUCAACAUCGACCCUCAUCCAGUGAACGACCCUCAUCCAGUCAACGACCUUCUAAACCACCACGUCCUACACCACCAUCAUCCAGUUCGAAACCACCUAGACCACGUCCUACAUCCAAUCCGAGACCAUGUAAACCAAGACCAUGCCGACGACCAAAACCAUGCUCAUCCAGACCAAACCCUCCAUCCCACCAUUUACCUACCUCAUAUUCUUCUAAUUGGUGGCCUCUUCCACGAGAAUACUAUGAAAAUGUAUUAUCAAAUGAAGAAUAUGAAAAUGAAGAAUAUGAAAAUGAAGAAUAUGAUUAUGAUUUAGAAGAAUAAGAUGAAGAGUAAUCUUGGCACAACUUGUUAAUGUUAUAGGAAUUGAAAUUUAUCCAAAAUAUAUUAAAUAUUAAAAUAUAAUAAAUAU